Messenger RNA from Meleagris gallopavo (turkey), 614 nucleotides. NCBI's taxonomy places the organism in Eukaryota, Metazoa, Chordata, Aves, Galliformes, Phasianidae. The record is from RefSeq and is a predicted model, not a curated record.
CCUUCCCUCCCUCCGCCACCAAUCCGGGCGACUCUCGAGGGCUCUGCGCGGCGCGGGCGGAGCGGUAGCUGCCGUUAGCAGGAGCAGCAGGGACAGCAGGAACAGCAGGAACAGCAGGAGCAGGCGGCCGGGCAGCGGGGCACAUGGCAUGCCUGAUGGCGGCAUUCUCCCUGGGCACCGCUCUGAACGCCAGCAAUUCUGCCUGUACUAUGGUCGAGCCAAAGUCAGUGUGUGUUUCAGUGGAUGAAGUGGUCUCAAAUGGCACAGAUAACCAAGACAUUCGACUGAUGAAUGGACACUUGAAAAAAGUGGACAAUACUCUGACAGAAGCUCACCGUUUCUCAUACCUACCACGCAGACCAGCUGUAAACAUUGAGUUUAAAGAACUGUCCUACUCUGUCCAAGAAGGGCCAUGGUGGAGGAAGAAAGGUGAGGAAAAGUAAUAUUUUAGCAACUAUGCAAAUGUUAUUGCCUAUGUGGAUAGUCGUGGUAGCUGAAAUGAGUCUGUUGUGGGUUAGUGAAGCAAAGCAAGUAAGGGAAACAUGUUUUCACACUGCUUUUUACUUGGGUUCUUAAUAUAUCAAACUCCUAAGAGUAUGGAGAUAAAUAGUUCC